Molecule: messenger RNA, 966 nt
Organism: Erythranthe guttata (spotted monkey flower)
Lineage: Eukaryota; Viridiplantae; Streptophyta; Magnoliopsida; Lamiales; Phrymaceae
Product: D111/G-patch domain-containing protein
Cellular component (GO): kinetochore
Molecular function (GO): nucleic acid binding
Source: RefSeq, a predicted model, not a curated record
UAAUUCAUAUUUUUAAAAUCAAAUUUCAAUGAAUUAAAAGAACAACAAAAUUGAGAUAGUGGUCGGAAGCAAGAAAUUUAAUGGCGGGAGAAGAAGAAGAGGAUUACAUGGGCGACCUCUCUCAGUUUGUAGCCGUUUCUCAAUCUUCUUCAAAGAAGGGUUCUGCAAGUGAUGUAGUAGCGUCGAAUUCAUCGAGCAAGAAAUCGAAAGCCCCCAAAAAUUGGCACGAGCAGAAAAGGCUGAAAAGAGAGCGUAAGCAAAUAGAAGAGGAUAAGCAAACAUUGGCGAACUUAGGUUCAGCAAUUCCGCAAUCGAAUAUCGGUUUCAAAAUGCUUAAACAAAUGGGGUACACUCCUGGCUCGGCGUUGGGGAAGGAAGGUUCUGGAAGGGCUGAGCCGGUUAUAAUGGAGAUAAAAAGAGGUCGGGGCGGAAUAGGUAAAGAGGAUCCCGUGAUAGAGAAGAUUAGGAGAGAGAAAGAAAACGAUGAGAGAGAAAUGAGAAACGUGGAGGAGUUGAUGCAAGAUUUCGGGAGCCGUCAGAAGGAGCGGUGGAAGAGUAAGAGGAUUGUGGUGAAUUUUCGGAAAGCAGAGGCGGCUCUUGCGCAGCUGGAAAAUCGGGAUAUUGUUGAGGUGGAGAAAAAGGAAGACGAGGACGAAGAAAAGGAAGAGGAGGAAGAAGAAGAAGAAAUUACAGAAGAGGAUUUGCUAAAUAUAUUGCUGAAGCUAAGAGAUGAGUUCCGUUACUGCCUCUUCUGUGGAUGUCAGUAUGAGACCAUGGCGGCGCUCAUGUCCGACUGCCCGGGAAUAGAUGAAGAUGACCACUAGAAAAACGGGGUUUUGAUUCCUUGGAGGUUACAUAUUAUGUUUUGAUUCAUGCUAAAUUGCUAGGUUAUUAUGUCCUUCUUAGACAGUACGAUGUUGUGUGAAAAACAUGGGGUUAACGGUAAUAAAAGUUCUCGAGUUCUUU